Papaver somniferum (opium poppy) is the source of this 330-nucleotide messenger RNA. RefSeq lists its product as uncharacterized. The coding region runs from base 1 to 330 and encodes 109 amino acids. NCBI's taxonomy places the organism in Eukaryota, Viridiplantae, Streptophyta, Magnoliopsida, Ranunculales, Papaveraceae. The record is from RefSeq and is a predicted model, not a curated record. The transcript is spliced from 2 exons.
AUGGAUUAUGACAAUGCAGGGAAACAUAGAAAGUUACAACUUAAUAAGCUAGAGGAUAUACGUAAUGAUGCUUAUGAGAGUGCUCGAAUUUACAAAGAGAAGACUAAACUUUUCCAUGACAAGAUGCUUUCUAGAAAGAGUUUUGUUGUGGGACAAAAAGUCCUUUUAUUUAAUUCUCGUUUUAAAUCAUUUCCUGUUGAAGUUACUAGUCUCACAAAACGGACAAUUUUCAAAGUAAACGGCCAUAGAUUAAAGCCAUAUUACGAAAACUUUCCUACGGAGAAUGUGGACGUGAUUGAGCUUCGUGAUUUACUCCUUCUGGAGGAGUAG